UAAAUAUAGAGAAAAACUAAUGAGGUUUCAUCAAAGUGAAACAACAUAUCAAUAUACAUUGAGUGGUUAAGGAAGAAAAACAAUGGAGUGCAAGAGUGAAGAGCGUAUCUCAAAACUCCUUGGAGCUCAAACCCAUGUUUGGAAUCACAUUUUCAGCUUCAUAAAUUCCAUGUCCCUCAAAUGUGCAAUUGAUUUGGACAUACCUGACAUCAUACACAAGCAUGGUGAACCCAUGCCACUCUCAAAACUCACUGCUUCAGUAUCACUCCAUCCUUCCAAAGCCAACUGCAUCUACCGGUUGAUGCGAAUCUUGACCCAUUCUGGCUUCUUCUCUGAAGUCAAGGUGAAUGAGAAUGAGCUUGAAGUGGGUUAUGUGUUGACUGAUGCAUGCACUCUAUUACUUAAGGACAACCCCUUGAGUAUGACACCUUUCUUGCAUGCCAUGCUUGAUCCAAUUUUGACAAAGCCGUGGCAUGAAUUGGCUACAUGGUUCAGGAAUGAUGAUCCCUCGCCAUUCCACACAGCACAUGGGAUGAAAAUCUGGGACUACGCUGGGCGUGAUCCAAGACUGAAUCAUCUUUUCAAUGAUGCGAUGGCAAGUGACGCUGAAUUGGUUGGCAAUGUGGUUAUUGAGAGGUGUGGGGGAGUGUUCAAGGGGUUGGAGUCACUUGUUGAUGUCGGUGGAGGCACAGGUACCAUGGCAAAGGCAAUUGCCAAAUCAUUCCCUCACUUAGACUGCACCGUGUUUGAUCUCCCACAUGUUGUUGCCGACUUACAAGAAGCUGACAACUUAAAAUUUGUUGGAGGUGACAUGUUUGAGUCAGUUCCUCCUGCAGAUGCCGUUCUAUUGAAGUGGAUAUUGCAUGACUGGAAUGACGAGCAGUGUGUGAGAAUACUGAAGAAAUGCAAGGAGGGAGUAAAGAGGAAGGUGAUUGCGAUAGACAUGGUGUUGGAGAGUGAAAAGCUUGAUUAUGAAUCAACUGAAACGCAGCUCAUGAUUGAUAUGGUUGUCAUGGUGUUGUAUCCUGGAAAAGAGAGGACCGAGAAAGAAUGGGCUAAGAUCAUUUUCUCUGCUGGUUUCACUGACUACAAGAUAACUCCACUGGUGGGUUUGAGGUCUCUCAUCGAGAUUUAUCCCUAACACUUUACUUCUUAUGGACUGUACUGUGUGGCAUAUUAUUAUAUAACUCCACUUGAAUUUCAGCACCACUUCGUCAAUAAAGGCCCUUUCAUUGCGUGAUGGAAUGGAUUCAAUGAAAUGCUUUUUCUAAUUUCUUUUUUAACUCUAUUGUCUCUAUCCUUUUCCCUUUCUGUAUCAUUCGUCUUCUGCCUUUUUUUUUCGUGUUUGUGUUCACACGACUGUCCCAGUAUUUAUCAAUACAAUAGAAUUGGCAUCUCAAAUAAUUCUAUUGUUUGAUCCUAUCUUAGUGCUGGUUUUUAUGUAAACUGAUUUCUUGUAAUGUUACUAUUUAUGUUUUUCUAUUAAUAUUA
Molecule: messenger RNA, 1491 nt
Organism: Vigna umbellata (rice bean)
Lineage: Eukaryota; Viridiplantae; Streptophyta; Magnoliopsida; Fabales; Fabaceae
Product: putative O-methyltransferase 3
Molecular function (GO): protein dimerization activity; O-methyltransferase activity
Source: RefSeq, a predicted model, not a curated record